AUGGGUGAAGGAAGAUGUGCCGGUGGCUGGAGAGGCGCCACUAGUGGGGUGGUGGGGGGUGUCGCGUGCCGAGCGAGGCCACGCGCCGAGCGGCGCGCGCUGUCAGUGGAGGGGGCAGCUAUAAAAAGGGCCGGAAACUGGCAGCGCGCGUCAUUCGCACUCGAGAUGGAGACACAUGAGGUUCGUUGCAAGCGGAGAAUCAGUUUCGCGUACGGCGGACAGCAGACGGCGUCGGUAGCGCGUCGCAACGCACGUGAGCGCAACCGCGUCAAACAGGUGAACAACGGAUUCGCGACGCUACGGGCGCACAUCCCCGUGUCGGUGACGGCGGCCCUUGGCGGACAAACCCAGCGGCCCGCACCCGGCAGUGCCGCCUCCAAGAAGCUCAGCAAAGUCGAGACCCUGAGGAUGGCAGUCGAGUAUAUCCGCUCCCUCCAACAACUCCUCGACGGACAAGUCGUAUCGCCCCCACCCUCCUCCUCGUCACCCGUCAGUAUGGCGUCGCCGCACUGUUCGGAGGCGAGCAGUUCGCCACCUCCGAGCUCCUACAACUCGGACUCCGCCCCCGGACAGACGUCUGUGCCCUCCUACAACCACUACCACCACGUCCAGCCCAUGUCCCCCGAGGAUGAGGAAUUGCUCGACGUUAUUUCAUGGUGGCAGCAGACGCAAUGACCUUCAAGGAACGGGGGCGACUCUCAUUCCCUUCCACUGAUCUCAGAAUCGACUGCCAAGGCGCAACUUUGCUCAGGAUCCGACUCCACAGAUUUUUAUUGAACUUCUGCAGCUCCUAUUGUUGAUAUCUGCAUCCAAUGUGUCCACUGUCCACGUUUACUUCUUCCAUUCCACACAAUAUGAAGACCUCCAUUUGCAUUCCACAGAAUCAUAAUCUACGGCUGACGUUUCCGAGGUGAUUUAUAUAAGAUGAAAUAUUAAGGUGCCGAAAUUAGGAUGUCAUGGUGCCGAAUCUCGUUUUGUACUUUUAUAAUCAUUUUGAACUUAUAUGUUAGUCUAUUUUAGAACUUGCCUUGAUAAUAUUUUGAAUUUUCAUACAACAUUCUAAUAAGAUAAGAAUUAUUGUGAUUGUCUAUUGAUUGAUAGGUUCCAGAGUAUUGACUUUGUUGAAUUUUAACAAUAGAUACUACUGAAAGACUGUUAUAUAAAGUUGAUUUUUUAUUAUUAUUAAUAUUGUAGAGGUGAUACUGAAGUGAAUAACUUUUUUGAAAUCAAGUAAUGUCUGUAAUUUGUGUAUCUCUUUAGAAAUUUUUUUACAUGUGAUCUAUUCUCACAACAUUUUAUACCGUACUUGAAUUGAAACUCAAUUCCAGAAAAUUGAGUUCCAUGUCAAAAUGCUUGUUAAUAACUGAAGUAGCUUUUUAAUAAGAAGUAGAUUAUUUUUCAUUUUAAUGUUAUUUAUAUCAAGUGGGGCUAUUUAUAUUACCAAUGUUGAAAAAAUUCUCUGGAUUAAUUAUUUUUAUUAUAAGAUUAGUGAAAAAUCCAGAUGUAUGUUGGAAAAUUUAAUUGAUUAAUCUUAACAAUUUCGUUGAUACAAAAAUCACGUUUAUGUUAUUUCGGUAUUCAAAAUUAUUAUUUAUUCAUACAUGUUUUUAAAUUGUUCAGCAUAUCUGUAUAUGUUUUUUUUUGAACCAUAAUUUUGAGUUUUUAGCUAGGUACCGUUACAUAAAAUUGGUAUCGUCAAUAUUCCCCAAUAGUGUAACUCGAAGUGAUUAUUCUUUGAAUUACAUUGUAAAAGAAGUGGAAUGUUGUAGAUAUCAAUUUUUGUACUAUUCCAACCAUAAACAAGUAAAUAAUAUGGUCAUUAUAAAUUAAGAUUGCUCUCACCAUGAACUACAGCCAUUUCAAAGUCUCAGUUGGACGCAUAAUGGUCUCUCAGGAAUAUGUUUUAGAAUUUACUUUCUAUUUAUCACAAAUUCCAGACAGUAUCAUUGGCUACCCUAACACAUUAUUUAUUGAUAAUGAUUUCUCUGGAGUUCAAGGUGAGAACAUGUUACAUACUUGUAUUUUCUAUUUUGAUUUUGUAUAUGCUGAACAAAGUGGAUCUUACAAAAUAAUAUCAUGUAUACCAUUGAAUUCAUCUGUAAAUCCAAAACUGAAACAUGUGCAUAACUGAUUCUUAAGAAAUAACUUCCAUUAACCGUAAUUCUGUAUAGAUAAGUUCACAUCAAUAAAUUGGUAUCAGUAGCUCAAUAUUAUAUCAAGGUCUUUGGGAGCUUUGAGGCUUGAUCUUUAUUAUUUUUAUCGACUUUAUCCUAUCUAAAUAUCUAGUCAGAUGUUAUUUUGUAAACAAUGAUUAUUUUUGGUUUUUAUUAUGUAUAUAUAGAUAUAUUAAAAGUUUAGUGUUAGUCGUUUAUAGAAUUUUUAAUAGUCAUUCCUGACAAUUGGCUAAGUAAUUAAUGAUGAAAUCGGUGCCUUACUGUACAAUAUUAGUGCCUUAUUUGUAAAAAUACAAUCAAUAAAAAUUUGUAUUUCUCCUCCAUUAGAGUCAAUUUGGUAUAUGUUCAAUUUUGAAGUCUCAAUCAUUUUACUGAGUAGCAAUAUUCCAAAACAUUGCAUUUGUUAAGUUAAAUUUAUCAUAGUCUUAUGAUAUAGAAGCAAUAAUUUCGAGUUUUUCUAACGUUCUUAUAAAAGUUGAAUGUAUCAUUUAUGGCAUCUUCCCAAAUUGUGUACUUAUAAUGCUGCGUUACAUAAAUUGUGCUCAGCCCAACGAUUAUGUAUUAUGUAUAAUAUAUAUUUUAUGUAUGUAUAUUAUAUGUAAGUUGAACAAUAUUUAUCUAAUGCCUAUCAUGAUCAACUACAAUAAUUAUCUUUUGAUGGUUAACACUUGUUAAAAUGGAUAACAUUCCUAUGCAAAUCGAGUUAUUUUAAAUUUACACUAUUAAAUGUUGAAACAAUCAUUCUUUGUAUUGUCUAAAAGUGUUUGGAAUAUUUUUAUACUAUUUUUAAGGUCAAAGUUCAAGCUGUUAAUUCUUUGUAAAUAAAUUUUUGUAUAAGA
Molecule: messenger RNA, 3013 nt
Organism: Nilaparvata lugens (brown planthopper)
Lineage: Eukaryota; Metazoa; Arthropoda; Insecta; Hemiptera; Delphacidae
Product: achaete-scute homolog 1a
Exons: 3
Coding region: 1-675 (224 amino acids)
Biological process (GO): regulation of neurogenesis; sensory organ development; positive regulation of transcription by RNA polymerase II
Cellular component (GO): RNA polymerase II transcription regulator complex
Molecular function (GO): DNA-binding transcription factor activity, RNA polymerase II-specific; RNA polymerase II transcription regulatory region sequence-specific DNA binding; protein dimerization activity
Source: RefSeq, a predicted model, not a curated record